AUGCCCGUCAAUCAAUUCUUACAGGCUUCAGCGCACUUCCACGCCUCCCACCUCGCUCCCGUCAUUGCCUUCUUCUCUGCGAGCCAGAAUGAAAGCACACGUCUCUCGCAUCCGCAAAUACAGCCGCGGAGGGAUCUGAUAGCAAUAUUAGUAGCCUCAUAUCUCGCCUACUCUGGUUUGAAGAAGCGCUCUCUCUCUCUCUCUGGUGCAAUUUCAGCAUUCAUCGUAGGAUACGCGUCUUUGUCGAGCACCAUUUGCUCAUUCGGAGUAAUGCUCAUCGUGUUCUACCUCUCCGGAUCCAAAGCUACAAAGGUUAAACACUACGUCAAGGCUCAGCUCGAGGAUGGCCAUGACAGUGAAAAGCCAGGUGGAGUGAGAAACUGGCUCCAGGUGCUGGCAAACUCCUACACUGGCGCUAUCUGCGCUAUCAUCUACAGAGUGCAACACGUCAUCAUCACCCCUGCUGAUAUCACAGAUACUUCUGAAUGUAUACUGCACAGCUCAGUCUACAUAUCUUCUCAAACGCUGCUGUUGAUGGCUCUUGGACAUUACGCGUGCUGUAGUGCUGAUACGCUCGCUUCUGAGCUCGGCAUACUUUCAGGCAACUUCCCACGACUAGUCACCAAUCCGAGCAAGACAGUACCUCCAGGCACGAACGGCGGUGUUAGCUCAUUCGGAGUUGUAGUUUCAGGUGCUGGUGGACUGCUAAUUGGUCUCACAGCUGUUAUAUCUCUGGCCAUCGAAGACUCAUCGUGCUUUGGUCAAAAUUUCUCUUUCGGUCAGGCACUCAUAUCCUUCACUUCUGCCAAACUGCUCCUGCUUUCUGUCUUUUCUGGCCUCUUUGGAAGCCUGCUUGAUUCUCUGAUAGGUGCUACCCUCCAACGCACCCUGCUGCAUAAAGAGAGAGGCAAAAUUUUGACUGAUGGCUCUGAUCCUGCAUUCGCGAGGAUGUACGAUGAGGCGCGGAGAAGCAAGUCAAAGGAAACGGCUGAAGUUAAGCUGAUCUCUGGCUUCAAUCUCUUCUCUAAUACCCAAGUCAACUUUUUCAGUAGUCUGUUUACUGCUUUGUUGACAGCAGUGAUUGGAAACCUUCUGCUAUAA
Messenger RNA from Wallemia ichthyophaga EXF-994, 1101 nucleotides. Its product is annotated as Transmembrane protein 19. The record is from RefSeq and is a predicted model, not a curated record. Gene Ontology annotation, cellular component: membrane. Lineage: Eukaryota; Fungi; Basidiomycota; Wallemiomycetes; Wallemiales; Wallemiaceae. The transcript has 4 exons. The coding region runs from base 1 to 1101 and encodes 366 amino acids.